This is a messenger RNA of Diaporthe citri, 1722 nucleotides long. RefSeq lists its product as uncharacterized. Gene Ontology annotation, biological process: transmembrane transport; carbohydrate transport. The transcript has 3 exons. The record is from RefSeq and is a predicted model, not a curated record. The coding region runs from base 1 to 1722 and encodes 573 amino acids. Gene Ontology annotation, molecular function: carbohydrate:proton symporter activity. Lineage: Eukaryota; Fungi; Ascomycota; Sordariomycetes; Diaporthales; Diaporthaceae. Gene Ontology annotation, cellular component: membrane.
AUGGCUAAAGCGACAUCCGCGGCCACGGCCGAGAACCCUCGCCACGAUGCAGUCCUACACCUCGCCCGAGAUGACCAUGCCAUGAUGAGCGCAUACGGCAAGGCCAGUUUCUCAGCCGUACGGGCAAAUACCUACGUGACAGCAGUAGCAGCAUUUGCCGUCAUUGGUGCCCUCUGUUUUGGCAUAGACCAAGGUCUCAUGUCGGUCAUCCUCGUCAUGAAACAAUUCCAAAAACAGUUUCCCGAGCUCGCGGACGGCGCGGCGUCGCAGGGGUUCUACAAGGGCCUCGUGACGGCGCUCCUCGAGCUGGGCGCCUUCGUGGGCGCCUUCUCGGCGCCGCACAUCUCGGACCACCUCUCGCGGCGCAUGGCCAUGCGCGUGGGCUGCUUCUUCUUCCUCGUCGGCGCGGCGAUCCAGACGGGCUCCAUGAACUACGACACCGUCGUCGCGGGGCGCUUCGUCGGCGGGCUGGGCAUCGGGCUGCUGUCGAGCACAAUGUCCGUCUACAUCAGCGAGAUCGCGCCGCCCAACAUGCGCGGCAUGCUGCUGGACUUGAACGAGCUGUUCGUCGUCCUCGGCAUAGUUAUUGCGUACUGGACCUGCUUCGGCACGCGGUAUCUGGCCGGCGCCGCGUCGUUCCGUGUCCCCUUCGGAUUGCAGAUGAUCCCCGGCGUCAUCCUCCUCGUCGGCUCCUUCGCCAUGCCGCCCAGCCCGCGGUGGCUCGCCAUGAAGGGCCGCGACGACGAGGCCCUGGCCAUGCUCGCCAAGCUCCGCCAGCGCAGCACCGACGACAUCCUCGUCCAGGCAGAAUGGAUCGGCAUGCGGGCCGAGAACAGGGUCACCGGCGAGGUCCUGGUCGAGCGCCACCCCACGCUGCAGACGGGCUCCCUCAAGGACAAGGUCAAGCUCGACCUCUGGACCUGGGUCGACACCUGGCGGCCCGGCUGCUGGCGCCGCACCCUUGUGUCUGUCCUCCUGUGCUUCUUCCAGCAGAUGAUCGGCAUCAACGCCCUAAUCUACUACGCGCCCUCCAUGGUCGCCGCCCUCGGCUUCUCCUACGAGGAGCAGCUCGUCCAGUCCGGCAUCAUCAACGUCACGCAGCUGGCCGGCACGAUCAUCAGCUUCUUCCUCAUCGACCGCCUCGGCCGCAAGCCCCUGCUCGUCCUCGGCUCCAUCGGCACGACAAUCUGCAUGGUGAUCGUCGGCGCCCUGAUUAAGCUUUUUGGCGACUCUUGGGCCGCGCACGGCGCCGAGGCCAAGUGCGCCCUUGCGUUCCUCAACCUGUACAUGGUUAUCUUCGGCAUCAGCUGGGGCCCGGUCCCCUGGGCCAUGCCGUCUGAGCUCUUCAGCUCGUCCCUGCGCGCACGGGGUGUCGCUUGGUCGGCAAUGUCGAUUUGGCUGUUCAACUUCAUCGUCGGCCUCAUCGUCCCUCCCAUGCUCGAAAGCAUCGGCUGGGGAACCUUUAUCUUCUUCGCUGCCUUCGCCACGCUGGCUGGAAUCUGGACCUUCUUCUUCGUCCCCGAGACAAAGGACAAGACCCUCGAGCAGCUCGACAGACUCUUCAACGACGCCACUGGCCAGAAGGACGAGGAGCGUCGGCAGCGCAUCCUGGGCGGUCUCGCGGUGGAGAUAUAUGGGCCCGGGGGACAGAAGCUGACGGGGGAUUCUAGCUCGGACACGAGCUCUGACAAGAUUCGUGUAGAGAGGCAUGAAGAGGUGUGA